UAACAACUUAAUAAUAAAAAAUAGUAAAAUUUUUGGAAAAAAAUGUUAUUAAAUAAGACAAUACUUGUAACAGGUGCUUCAAGAGGGAUCGGCCGAGCAGUUGUGGAAGAAUUGCUUAAAAGUUAUGAAUAUACUUUUGUAGUUGCAGUAGUGCGAUGUAGAUCGUCUUUAGCUACAUUGCAAGAGAAAUAUGAGUCUCGGAUAGCAGUUGUUGAAGGAGAUCUUAAGGAUGAGAAGACGAGUGUUGAUUCGGUUAAUACGGCAAUACAAAGAUUUGGACGAUUAGAUUCUCUUAUUUUGAAUGCGGCGGUUGUAGAACCUAUUGGGAAAAUUGCAGAUAUUGAUGUAGAAUCAUGGAAAGCUCUAUUUGAUGUGAAUUACUUUUCUCUUCUUUAUACGUUGAAAAGUGCAAUUCCAUAUUUACGAUUAGUUUGUGGUAGAGUAAUUUUUAUUUCUUCUGGUGCAUCUACAAAUCCAUAUAAGAGUAUGGGUGCGUAUAGUGGAUCAAAGGCUGCUAUGAAUCAUUUAUCUUCUGUUUUGGCGAUUGAAGAAAGUUCGAUUACUUCUGUUUCUCUUCGACCCGGAGUAGUAGAUACACAAAUGCAAACAUCCCUAAGAGAAAAACACGUCUCAAAUCUAGAUAAAGAUAUGCAUGCUAGAUUUAUGAAUCUUCAUCAAACAGGCCAAUUGAUUUCGCCAGAAGACUCUGCAAGAAUUAUUGUAAUUCUAGCUUUAUAUGCCAAGAAAGAAUUAAGUGGCAGAUAUAUUAGUUAUGACGAUAAAGAAUUGAUGGAAUAUGUGACUCAUGAUUAAUCAAUUCUCUUCUCCAAAAAUGUAUAUUUUGAAUUUUUGUAUUAG
This is a messenger RNA of Pneumocystis carinii B80, 858 nucleotides long. RefSeq lists its product as hypothetical. The transcript is spliced from 7 exons. Gene Ontology annotation, cellular component: intracellular anatomical structure. Bases 43 to 813 code for a protein of 256 amino acids. Gene Ontology annotation, molecular function: oxidoreductase activity, acting on NAD(P)H, oxygen as acceptor. Lineage: Eukaryota; Fungi; Ascomycota; Pneumocystomycetes; Pneumocystales; Pneumocystaceae. The record is from RefSeq and is a predicted model, not a curated record.